GAAAAAUUGAAUUUUUUAUUCGAAAUUAAUUGUUAUUGUUAUAUAGAUAUUAGUAUAGGUUACACGAUUAAUAUAUUUUAUCUGUGAUUCUUGAUAAUGGCUUCCUUUCAAUAAUGAAACUCCGAAUCUAGUCUUUAGUAAUUAAAAUAUAAAAAUGGAAAGUUUUCGAGAUUCAAACCCCACUGAUCAGCCGGAAGAAGCUGGUACCCAAGUAUUUCCUUCAUUUGUAUCGAAAAAUACAGUUUUAGAAUGUACGAAUGUUUGGAUAUAUUAUUUACAAAUGUUAAAUGGCUUGUGUACUGCAGGAGUUCGUUUAUCACAAUGUCUAAAUAAUUUGGCUCAAUUAUCCGGUAAAUCAUUGUUCGUGGCAUCCCAGUGUCAAACUAGCUGGGAUGAGCUAUUAAAAGCUACAUUGGUUGCAACACAAACAGUAAAAACUCACAUUGUUGCAUCUUUACAAGAUAUUAGUAUUGUCGAUACAUAUUCUGAACAAGAUUCUCAACAACAAUUCGAUAACAAUCAACAAAUCAUAUCAGAAAAUGUGCUUACGUUUAUCAACUUACAAUAUCAAUUUUCAUUAGCCAAUUGUGAAUUUUUCGGUAUUAUGGCAACAUGUCCUUGUUGUCAAACAUUAUCCGGUGGCGUUCAUGAUCCAGAUUGUGGAAUGGCAAGCUUACAACAAUGUUUUGCACGACUUUGUACACAAGAACCAAGAUCUCAAACAUCUAGUCCACAUUCAGGACCAUCACAUAGUUACCAUAUUGAAAGUACAAAAACUGACGUCCCACGUACACAAAGCCCUGGUUCAGCUGGAGCAAAUCCUGAUAUUCGCGUACCAUCGCCAUUUCAAGGACAAGAAUCAAUACGUGGCCCAAGUCCAGUCCAUGGCUUUGUCGAUACGAUCCGUGGUCCAAGUAAUUUUGAAACUAUACGAGGCCCUUUUCCUAAUCCUGGACAGUUGCAUACUAUGAAAACAAUGUUUCCUGGUCGCAGAGGAUCACGCAGUCCAUUGAAUUUUCCUUUGUUUCCCUUGAAUGGACAACGACGAUGGUCUGAAGCUGCAGCUGCUGAAGUUAUGAGUGAAUCAUCUGAAGGGACAAUGAGACGUUGGUCAAUGCCAUGGGAUAGUGGUAAAUCUGAACAACAUAGUUGGCCCAAAAUAUUACCAAUGUCAAAGCUAACGGUUCCAAUAUCAACAAGCUCCCAGGAUCGAAGCCGUUCUGUCACCCCAGAGUCAUCAUGUAUUCCAUCAAUCCUAGGAUCAGAAGGUUUAGCUGAAGCGAUACAAUUAUUAUCAUCGAGACCGUUACGAACCACAAUGAUACCAACUCAUUUAGGUCAUCCCAAUGAGGAACGUUUUUCUCGAAAAAUGUACCACAUGCAACAUGGUCACAGAGCUCCAGUUAGUUUACAAGAUCCGCACGAAACGGGAACCACACCAGUGACACAACAGUAUGAGAUAAAUCCACCGAUAUUUCCGCAAGGGUAUUCUAGGAAAAGUAGUUCAUCGACAGAUUCGUCAUCUUGCUUGUCAAUUCAUAGUCGGUCUACAACAAGUUCGGAACGUGGAUCUGACGUAACUGCUGCUAUGGUUCGAACUCAUCAUAUUUAUUCAAUUUGGAGUGGUAGUGAUUAUUUACCAUUUAUUCGAGUUCCAGAAUCACAAGAACCGCAAGAAAGUAGCGACGAAGACGAAUCUACUGACGGUAGUCGACAAUCGCUAUAUCCAAAACCGACGUAAAUUAUUUAUGGAAAAUAUUUUACGGAUCAAAUUUAUAUUUGGGUCGUCUUAUAUAUAAUUUCUCAAAGAUUUUGAGAUAAUUGAACUAGAACACCAUUUCUUUUUAUAAUGAAUUUUAAUCAAAAUGUUUUUCUAACGAAUAUUUACUCGUUUUCGAGGCAUUAUACGUAUAUAUUAAAAACAUACAGAA
Molecule: messenger RNA, 1931 nt
Organism: Chrysoperla carnea
Lineage: Eukaryota; Metazoa; Arthropoda; Insecta; Neuroptera; Chrysopidae
Exons: 5
Coding region: 155-1741 (528 amino acids)
Source: RefSeq, a predicted model, not a curated record